GAUACCUCGACAGCCCAAAACUCAAAAGACCAAAGGAUGAAUCGGGCCAACUUACUUCGUACUAUAACGUCAAAGCCCCCCGGACCCACCGAGCCCACCGAACCAGCCCGUGACGAGCGUGAACCAUGGAAAUCUUACCAGUACCGUUCUUUGAAGCUGUACAGCUUCAUCUUUUUUUCCUGAUUAGGCACCUGGACAGAGACCGCUUUGACCUGUCAUGUCUGACGUGGAUCGAUUCAUUGAUGCAUCCACGUAUUCGGUGAGUAUUUUAUCCUGUCUGAUAAUAUACGACUGGUCGGGUUUUGGAGGGGCCACGCAGGAACAGUCAGACAGUCAGGAACCCGAGUCAGACUCCGUCGAGACUAGACGGGUACCUGAACACUAACCCAGUAACCCUAGUCAAUACAGUAUACCCAGUACUGGUACGGUAAAAUCAGCUACCUCCCAUACUAACUACUACGUAGUAGGUAGAACUAAGGAUGGUUCAGGGGGAUCAUCC
Messenger RNA from Aspergillus candidus, 499 nucleotides. RefSeq lists its product as uncharacterized. The record is from RefSeq and is a predicted model, not a curated record. The transcript is spliced from 2 exons. The coding region runs from base 218 to 385 and encodes 55 amino acids. NCBI's taxonomy places the organism in Eukaryota, Fungi, Ascomycota, Eurotiomycetes, Eurotiales, Aspergillaceae.